Messenger RNA from Bradysia coprophila, 1181 nucleotides. Its product is annotated as speckle-type POZ protein-like. Gene Ontology annotation, molecular function: protein binding. NCBI's taxonomy places the organism in Eukaryota, Metazoa, Arthropoda, Insecta, Diptera, Sciaridae. The record is from RefSeq and is a predicted model, not a curated record.
UGAUGCGUCUCACCAUGACAUGGCAAUAGUAAACAGAAGGUAAAUUUUGAAUUGGGUCUGUCAAGCGAAAGUUUUCUUUGUAAAAUUCUAAAAUCGGAUCAAGUUCAAAGAAAAAAUGGCAAAUGCAAAAUCAGAGGCCGAUUCGAAUAUGAUUGCCAGUUUGGAUUGGGAAAUACCAUGCUCAACAUUUAAAGAGAUAAUCGAACCGAAUCGCUUAAGAGGUCAAAUGGAACUUAGGGGAAGCUUCCGCUCCAAGGAAUUCAUCUGGUAUCUGAACUUGGUCAAUGAUGGCUUCCUUCAACUGACUCUCGAUUGUACGACAACCACCGAAUACUGUUUUCCGACGCUUUACUAUGAUUUGAUAUUUGGUGGAACCCCGACAAAGCCGUACUUGUCCAGAAAAGGUCCUGUAUUUUCACUGAGCAAGGGUCCCCGUCAGUUAUACAGCUAUGGAACGCUAAAUUUAAUCACUAUACCGUUGAUAGCGUUUGAGCAGGAUUUCAGAGAGUUUUUGCCCAGUGACAACAAACUACUCAUCAGUCUUAAGCUGCACACCUAUAUUGAGGUUAGCGAUGCAGACGAUACUCGUGAAAUCAAAAUGUACUUGAAUCCAACGAAUGCGGCACUAAUGAAUGAUUUGAACCAACUGUUGAAAGAACCAAAAUAUUCUGACGUUACGAUCAUUUGCUCUGGAGGAGUAUUGAAGGCGCAUAAGUGUAUUCUUGCCGCCCGCAGUACAUUUUUCUCCGAGACUUUCAAGUCAGUUGAAUCCAUUGCCAACGAAGUUACGAUCAUGGACGUUGAUGUAUGUGUCAUGAAAUUGGUGCUUCAGUUUAUCUACACUGGCGAAAUAAGUUUGUCCGAAACGGAUUUGAUGGAAAUAUUGCGUUGUGCCGAAAAAUUCGAUCUGAGUGAACUGAGGGAUCUCUGUAUAAAAAAAAUGUGUGGCGGAGACAAAUUUUUGGGGUGAUCGAGUUUAAUAUUUCGGAGACAAAACCUGCCACUUCAAUGGAAGAAGAACAAUAUUCGACCCAGGAGAUUCUUUACAGGAAAUUUGGAUUUAGUUUGUUUAAUUGUAUCAACAUUGUAUUUAUUCUAAAAUUACAUCUGCCGUCAGUGAGAUCAUUAUUUUUAUGUCUUCCUUCUUCUGAUUAUUGCGAAUAAAUAUUUAUAAUACUCAA